CACGUUCUAUGUAUUCUGAUGUUGUAGGCGGCAAGGCACAGUGCGGUCAUGUCUAACAUCACCUAGGGCAGUCAUGAAGACGACGAAGCCAUCGUCUCCGAACCAUUCCAAUGAGACGACGAAACGGUCACCUCUUCCCCUUCCUCGCGAGCGUUCCUCACAAGACGACGGGCCCGCCACCUCUUCCCUUUCCUUGAAAGACGACGAAACCGUUACCUCUUGGCCCUUCAAGCCACGCACACCCUUGUCGAAUAAGUUCCUCGGCAAUGAGUUUGUCGAUCUCUUCUUUAAGAGAUCGGUACCGUCUUCCUCGACUUCCUCCUCCUCGACAUUCGCAUCAACACCAAAGUUGCCGUCGAAACCCUGUCCAUUUUCAUCCCGAAGUGCGACUGGCAGUUCGCCCACGCGAGGAUGCAAAUGUGCUGAUCGAGUGGCGAUGGGCGAGUCUGCGGGGGCCUACGCAUCCCAUCGCCUGGGCAGGCACGCUUCAGGAAGGCCACAAACAGCCAUAGGCGGCCACAAAGCUACAGGGCAUCGGCAUCCGAUGGAUCUCAAAACAGGGAAGAAGGCUGACGCCUCCUUGGUGGUUCAUGGUUCCACAAUGGCGGCAGCGACGAGGGCAAGAGCCGUCGCGGAGCAGAUGAUAGGAGGCAUGCCCGAAAACCUUAUCGACGCAGUCGCGGGGCCGAAGAUGGUACUUGACAUCGAGCUUCAGCCUGUACUCGCCGUUGUUGGCAUUGGCAUUCGAUCCAGUAUUGGCAGUGGCAUUGGCAUAAUCGUGGGCAAACCCAUUCCCACUGUUUUAGGCAUUCGCAUUGACAUUGGCGUAAGCAUUGUACGCGGGCAAGCUCGAGUUGGCACUGUAGCCACCUCUGCCGCGAGGUGCUCCAGAUGGCGCGUUAUAGCCCCCUCGUUGAGGGCCCGUCGGCACAUGACGCUGGCCGAAGCGUUGCGUUGGUGUCGUAUGGACUCGAGUGGGAGGAGGCAAGAUCUGUGGAGUGACUGCGCACGAGCCACCGACAGUGAGGAAGGCACGUCUGGUUCACUAUCACUUCUUACACUGGUCAAUGUGCAUGUGAUUAAAAGUGCGAUGUCUCUUUUUUCCCUGUGCUGUUUGCGUUACAUGGUGGGAGAAAAGGGCGUCGUUGUUCGUCCCGCGGUUUUCCCCAUAGAAGCAUUUUCACCAUAUUUCCCACUUCACAAGUAUGAGUUCAGACUUGGUAGGAUGCUGUUGACAAUGCUGGUCGACUGCGUUUCGGCGACAGGCGGAGGGUUCAACGCCUACCCGCCGGUCAUGAACAACUGCAGUGCCGACGAGACCUCGAUGCAGGAAUGGGGAACCUGGAAGGGACUACGCGGCGAGCGGGAAUACUGGGAUGUUGACAAGAAACUAGUGGAUUGA
Messenger RNA from Alternaria rosae, 1402 nucleotides. RefSeq lists its product as uncharacterized. The record is from RefSeq and is a predicted model, not a curated record. Bases 74 to 1402 code for a protein of 442 amino acids. NCBI's taxonomy places the organism in Eukaryota, Fungi, Ascomycota, Dothideomycetes, Pleosporales, Pleosporaceae. The transcript has 6 exons.